ACAUCUGAAGUAUGACCCCUACUACACACUGCUUAUUGUAAGACGUCAAAACCCAAAAAAGGUUGAAAACCACUGAUUUAAAGAACUUGUACUUUACUUGAACAUUUCCAUUUGAUGCUACUUCAUACUUCCACUCCACUACAUUUCAUUUCUUAGAAAGAAGCAGUCUCUAGCUGGAGCUCCUUGUCAUGAGUUGUUUGCAGUUCCAUUAAAGAGACUUUUCACUCCUAAACUUAUCAUGUGGUUUUAUUUAAAUAAAACCACAUGAUAAGUUUAUAUAUAUAUAUAUACUGUCAUACUCAUGAGAAACUAUCAGCCACCAAUAACCCUGAUAUGUCAUCGCCACAAUACAUUUUUCCCACAAAUUCAAAAGAGAAGUUGAGAAACUAUUUCAUCAGAGUUGCUGCAUUAAUUUCCACUGUGGCACCAAGAGUGAUGAGGAGUUUUCCUGGAGUAUUCUGUAAUUUCCUGGAGUAAUUUGCAGGUGUGUAAUUUAAAUUAGUUUUUAGAGCAUUUUACAGAGAGGAUGUGGGAUAUGUCAUCGCCACAAUACAUUUUUCCCACAAAUUCAAAAGAGACGUUGAGAAAUUAUUUCAUCAGAAUUUCCACUGUAGCACUAAGAGUGAUGAGGAAUGAGGAACAUCUCAUUUAAUGCUAAAUCAUCCGUGAAGGCUUUCUUUGCCUUUUGCACAACAUCAGUGUAUGAAGAACUCCCCAAAAUAUACCAGUGUCUGUGUUUUACAAUGCAAUAUGUUACAUGAAUAUAGAAACAUUACAGAUAUAAAAUCAGGCCAUGUGGUGUAAUUUUAAUGUUUUAGGGACUGUUGAUUUAUAUUGGCUAAUAUACAGCUUGUUUUGUCAAUUAAAUCUGUGCAUGAAAUAUACUAUAAUGUUGAAAUGUGUUGCUACUUGCUUCAGGGAGGUAAUAACUGUGACAUUUCAGUGUAAUUUUCUUGUCCUCAGCUGAAAUUAUUUACUAGUUAGUUAAAAGUCACCAAAACAUUUUGCAAGCUAUGUAAGCUUAAAUGGUGCAUAAUUUGGAGUAUUAUUUUUUUACUUUUAAGUUUUUAUUAUUACAGGUUCUUAAAUAUUAUGCUAAUUUCCUGGAGUAAUUUCUGGUAUUUAACAAUUAAUUUGUAUAACAUCUUACAGAGUGGAUGGUGCAAUUUGGUACAAAUCAUAAGAAGAACAGAAAAAAGUGUUAUGUUGAUUUAUUUGGGAAGUGCUAAUUCAUUAUAUGCAGAUUCAUAUGUAGUUGUUAAUUAGCAAAAAUUCUUAAUAAAUUAGAUUCUUAACAAUUCUUUGACGGACAGAAAAUACUUAGUUUUCAGUGUGUAGUUAUUGUGUCAAACUACAUAUUAGCAUGUUAGAUACAUUUCACGUAUACUUCCAAAUGACAUAACCCUUACAAAGAAACAUCCUAAGAAUUAAUACUUACUGCAGCUACUUUUAAGAAAUUACUGAAAAAACCUAUUAUGUUAACAUAUUGUUUGACAUACAAACCAACACACUCCUAAAAAUAGCUGCUGUGUGACUGUUGUUCACUUCCCAGAGAUCCCAACAGUGUUGCCAGUGUGAUAUCAGUCAUAUUGGCACUUGGAAAAACAGUAUGCCACUUCACAUUCAAGUAAGCCAACCACUGCUGGGUGAUGAUUUUUCCCGGGCAUGUCGCCACCGACACCCAGUUUGUAAUACUGCAAAUGCAAGAGCUUUCAUCAGUGGGCCAUAGGCUAAUCAAUUGUGUUACCUCAUUAGGUGAUAGAUACUGACUUAGCAAACAUUUAUUUUAAUGUAAAACUUUGAGAUUAUUACUUUUAAUGUUGUAAUUUAACAUGCACCACAACAGGUGUCACAUCUAUGUAUUGAGUUGUUGCAACAUUUCUCUGUCAUAUAUUUGUAUGCAUAUUUUAAACUUAGCUAUAAUUAUGAACAAUUAUGAAGUGAGUUUGAAAUUGCACCAAGAACAUGGCAAUACAACAUAAAUUAAAACCACAUCUAACUUUAAUCUUUAGGAAAUUGUCUACAGUAAUGUAGCACAAAUUCCUGUGUCCUCAGCAAAUACAAUCUCUUGACAAAUACCAAAAGACAAUGGUUACAAGCCUACACUGUAAAAAACAGCAAAUUUAAAUUGCAGUUUGAAUUGAACAUUUUGUUAACUGAUUUAAUUGAUGAUAAAGGUUUGUUCUAAUCCUGAGUUUACAGACAUUACUGAUGAGAACAAACAUUUAAGAUACACUAAAUAUAUCCUUUUGUUUACAUUUAGAUUACAGAUUGUGCUUUAAGUUUCUGAGUAUAUUUUACCUUGUAAUAGUGUUUCUUUAUGAGUGUUCGUGAGUUCCCUGUUUUGUGUGAGAUGUCAAGAUAAGUAACUGUACCUAAGAGCUGCUUGUCUUGAGCAACAUUAUUGAAGCUUGUCAUCACCAUCAUCUCCAACAUGAAGAUUCUGACUGUGUCUGCACUUGUUUGUGCCUUGAUGGCUCUGACCACUGCUGACGCUGUUCAAGAGGCAAAGGCUACAAAGGAUCAAACAGAUCAGAGACAGCUGGUCAAAAGGCCAAUAUAUUGUCCCAGUGGUUGGAGUCGGUUCAGAGGUCGCUGUUUUCGGUACAUGCCAAGAGCCAUGAAUUGGGCUGACGCUGAGAAAAAGUGCCAAUCCAUGAAUGCAAACCUUGCAUCAGUACAUAACAUAGAGGAGUACCAUGAGAUUCAGCGGCUGAUAUUGACAGCCACUAAUGGGUAUAAAAAAGCAUGGAUUGGAGGCUCUGAUGCACAAAUGGAGGGCGAUUGGCAGUGGAGUGACGGUUCACGUUUCAUAGAUCUGAACUGGUGUUCUGGACAGCCUGACAACGACUUUUUUGGCCAGGACUGUUUACAGAUGAACCAUGGAGAAAACAACUGCUGGGAUGACACGAGGUGUAGCCAUCAUCUCCCGUUUGUCUGUGGCAAGGAAAUCGAUGGAUUCCUGGGUUGAGGCAUGAAGUAACUCAAAAUCACUGAUGGAUGUGUGUUUAUAUUUGCAAAAUCAUCUUUGCUUUAUCAGUCUCAUAUACAUGUAUAACCUGAAGUCGCUUUGACAUCUUUAUUUCUUUACUAUCGCUGUAACGCUACUUAAGGAACGAAGUGACAAGUGACAUAAACUGGAGCUGGUUUGUCUGUCAGGUCUUGUACCUAAAGAGCAGACUGAAUGUGUUUUGGAAAUAAUGCUUUUAGCACCUUAUUCUAGAGAGUGAUCUUGUCUUUCUUGUCUUGUUUAAAAGUAAAAGGCUGAAGCAUCAAAACAAACUGGUCUGUGAGUCUCUGUUAAAUCUACACUGCUGUUUUUUUCAAUAGAGGGAACCUUUCUUUACUUUUACUUAUUUGAGUCAUUUAUGGACAUUACAUUUAUGCUACAUCAUACAAUCAUCACGCUAUUUACUUCACAGUUUGCAGCAGUGUCUUGAACAGCAUUUUGUUUUCAGAGGAGGAACACAAAUCAAUUAAGGAACCUCCUAUUUGUGCCUAUUUACAACCGCAUACUGUCUUCUUCUUGUUCUUCCUCUUCCCCCUACUGGUUACAACCCAAUAAGCACCCAAAAUAAUGACUGUUCAAAACAGAGCCAGUGCAUUAGUGGCAACCUUUUCUAACUAUGGUUUUGCUAUCAGGGUUUUCCCUCAAAAAACCAACACACCACCAAUGCACAGCACUAGUGCUAGUCUACAGCAAACCAUGUCUAAAUUCUGACUUUAAACUUUAAAUGGCCCUAAUCCUCUUCCAUAGUUAUCUUGACAAUCCACAUUCAUCAUCCCUUCUCUGCAAAAUGUACCAGAGGCUCCGUAAGACAAAAUGUGUCGAGAGAGGAACACCACAGUAAGUGACAGUAUGGUCAUGAUGUCCUUGUGUUUUCAACAUUUCUUUUGACUUGUGUCUCUUUUUCUUUUUUAUUGUUCUGGAUCUGUUCCCAGUUUCACAGUGGAGCUCCAUCAGACUAUCAGUGUGGAUCAUAUGGAUAUAACAGCCAUGCACCUCUACACAGGACGACUGAAGCUUCAAGCUGACACUGAGUGAGAAGACAGAAGACAAGAUCAUCCUGCAGCAG
Messenger RNA from Thunnus maccoyii (southern bluefin tuna), 4076 nucleotides. RefSeq names its product type-2 ice-structuring protein-like. The record is from RefSeq and is a predicted model, not a curated record. The coding region runs from base 2435 to 2971 and encodes 178 amino acids. Lineage: Eukaryota; Metazoa; Chordata; Actinopteri; Scombriformes; Scombridae. Gene Ontology annotation, molecular function: signaling receptor activity. The transcript has 7 exons.